AAACAGUGUUUCUAUCGUGUUAAUGCGAGAGGUUUAAGACAGUGCGGGCGGGAAUGGUAAACGGACAUUAAAACUUCGAAAUGGCUGCGCCUGUUCUGGAACGUGCAUGGUGAAAUGUGUUUUCCAGUAGGAGUUGGUCAUUCACGACGCUGUGAAGGCUGCAGGUUUUGAAGAAACUCGCAUUGUAACGACAAGCAGCUCAAAAUGGGACGCAGAAAGCAGCAACAGCACACGCCUGACCGCGCCACAGUGAGAGGGAAAGGCCACCGGCACAGACCCAAAGAGAAAUCACUGGAAACGUUCACCGAAGAAGUGCAUGACGCUCUGCACGCGAGUCUCCAGGGGGACGGGGAGGGGGAGGUGGUGCCGGUGAAGCUGCCCUGUGCCCUGGCUAUGUGGGAGCUGGGGCACUGCGAUCCCCGCAGGUGCACUGGGAGGAAGCUGGUGCGCAAGGGGCUGGUCCGCACCCUGAGACUCAGCCAGAGGUUUAACGGACUCAUCCUCAGCCCUAUGGGCACCAAAUACGUGUCGCCUGCGGACAGAGAGAUCGUGGCCCAGAGUGGCGUGGCAGUGAUCGACUGUUCCUGGGCCAAGCUGGAUGAGACUCCGUUCAGCAAGAUGAGAGGAAGCCACCCCAGACUGCUGCCUUACCUCGUGGCGGCCAACCCAGUGAACUACGGGCGCCCCUGCAAGCUGUCCUGCGUGGAGGCCUUCGCUGCCACGUUCUGCAUUGUUGGGUUUCGUGACCUUGCAGUAAUUGUUCUGAGGAAGUUUAAGUGGGGGAAAGUGUUCCUGGACCUCAAUAAGAGCCUUCUGGAGCAGUAUGCUGCCUGUCUCAACGAAGAGGACCUGCUUAAAGUGGAGAAGGAGUUCCUGGCUGCCAAACCCGUGGAGGAAGAAAUAGAUCCAUUUGAUGUGGACUCUGGGAGAGAAUGUUCGAACCUGAAUAGACCCCGAUGGUCUGCACAGGAAGAGGAAGAGGAGGAUGAUUCUGAGGAAGAAGGGGGAAGCGAUGAUGACGAAGAAGAGAAUGUUGGUGAGAACAAAGAGGAAGAGGAAGAGGAGACUGAGGAGGAGGAAGAAGAGGAGGAUAAAUCCUCGGUCGCUGCCAGCGCCUCAGUGAUUUGGAAAGGAGCGAAGAAGAGGAUAAGAAACUGAACCAUGAAGCUGGAAGUGACUUGCAUCGACUGGUGCAUAUAUGACGAGCGCGCCGUCCUGCAGCUGCAGCAAUACAUCUGUAUCAGCCAGCACUGAUUAUAUCGGUAUGUUUUUGUAUACGAAAGAUACAAUUUGAUAGAACCUUGGCUGCUAGGAAAGAGUGUUACUGUAAAAAAUCUGCUGUAAACAAGAACUGAUACCAACAAAAAAAAAAUGCUGAAAAGGGACUUAUUUUCAGGAAUUAGCCUUUUUAUUUUUUUAAACUUCAAUAAAUGUAUUUAUGAAUCACAAA
Molecule: messenger RNA, 1450 nt
Organism: Acipenser ruthenus (sterlet)
Lineage: Eukaryota; Metazoa; Chordata; Actinopteri; Acipenseriformes; Acipenseridae
Product: 18S rRNA aminocarboxypropyltransferase-like
Exons: 7
Coding region: 205-1158 (317 amino acids)
Biological process (GO): maturation of SSU-rRNA
Molecular function (GO): rRNA small subunit aminocarboxypropyltransferase activity
Source: RefSeq, a predicted model, not a curated record